Lemur catta (Ring-tailed lemur) is the source of this 1224-nucleotide messenger RNA. RefSeq names its product hydroxysteroid 17-beta dehydrogenase 1 (gene HSD17B1). Lineage: Eukaryota; Metazoa; Chordata; Mammalia; Primates; Lemuridae. The transcript has 6 exons. Gene Ontology annotation, biological process: estrogen biosynthetic process. The record is from RefSeq and is a predicted model, not a curated record. Gene Ontology annotation, molecular function: estradiol 17-beta-dehydrogenase [NAD(P)+] activity. Gene Ontology annotation, cellular component: cytoplasm. The coding region runs from base 1 to 942 and encodes 313 amino acids.
AUGGAGCGCACCGUGGUGCUCAUCACUGGCUGCUCCUCCGGCAUCGGCCGGCACCUGGCCCUGCGUCUGGCGUCAGACCCGUCCCGGAGCUUCAAAGUGUACGCCACGCUGAGGGACCUGAGGGCGCAGGGGCCGCUGUGGGAGGAGGCCCGGGCCCGGGGGUGCCCUCCCGACUCCCUGGAGACGUUGCAGCUCGACGUGAGGGACUCAGAUUCUGUGGCCGCCGCCCGGGCACGCGUGACCGAGGGCCGCGUGGACGUGCUGGUGUGUAACGCGGGCCGGGGUCUGCUGGGGCCGCUGGAGGCGCACGCUGCGGGUGCGGUGAGCUCCGUGCUGGACGUGAACGUGGCCGGGACGGUGCGGACGCUGCAAGCCUUCCUGCCAGACAUGAAGCGGCGCCGCUCCGGACGCGUGCUGGUGACAGGGAGCAUGGGAGGCUUGAUGGGGCUGCCCUUCAACGCCGUUUACUGCGCCAGCAAGUUCGCGCUCGAAGGCUUAUGCGAGAGUCUGGCGGUUCUGCUGCCGCCCUUCGGGAUCCACGCCACUGCGAGCAGGUCUUCCGCGAGGCGGCGCAGGACCCGGAGGAGGUCUUCCUCACCGCGCUGCGCGCCCCGCGGCCAGCCCUGCGCUACUUCAGCACCGAGCGCUUCCUGCCCCUGGCGCGGCUGCGCCUGGAAGACCCCAGCGGCUGCAGCUACGUGGCCGCCAUGCAACGCGCGGUGUUCGCCGACGAGCCAGCCGAGGCCGGGGCCGGAGGCCGGGGGGGCCCUGAGCUCGGCGCUCCUCCCGCCGCCCCGCAAUAAAGGCUCCAUCCUCCCCUGCGUCCCGCUCCCUCCUUUGCGUCCCAGGGCUGUGAAGUCUCCGGGGACGGGGAGGGGGUGGCAGCUGCACUGCGCUGGCGCGUGCAGCGGGUGGAAAGGUGAUUUAGAGAGAUCGCAUUAGCCCCGGGUAUCCCCUGCACGGAAACCCAGGUCCAGAAAGAGGAAUAGGCUAGUCCAGGGUCAGACCUUAGAGUGUCACAGGGUCACACGGCAGAGGCAGAGCUAGGACGCAGUCUCUGGGUACGUGAGUGACGUCUGUAGUGAUAGAAGUUAAGCAGACUUGGGGUUGGGGGAGAGUCGGGCUGUGACUCAGCCCCCAUUAGGCAGGGAUCUCAGGCAAGGUCCUUACCUUCUCUGGAGUCUGUUUUCUUUUUUCUUUUUUUUGAAACAGAGCCUCGCUCUG